Messenger RNA from Durusdinium trenchii, 1479 nucleotides. Lineage: Eukaryota; Dinophyceae; Suessiales; Symbiodiniaceae. The record is from the annotation of a GenBank genome assembly.
AUGCUUCGCAUUGGGUCCGGUUCGAAACCGCUAGUCCUCACCCACCGGGGCACCGGGGCCAUACCGCGCCCCGACAACUCGGCCCAGGCGGCGUUGGAAGAUCCGAUGAUGACCUUUGGCCAGGGCCUUCCCCGCCCCACGGCGGUCACGCCCACGGCUGCACCGGCGGCGGUGCCUGCCAUGGUUGGGCCCGGGCCGGUGGCAAAGGCAGCUGAGGCGGCCUAUGCUGCGGUGCGGAAGUCGCGAGCACCGGCGGUGGGUACUCCGGAGCUAUGGCAUGUCCAUGUGGGUGAUGAGAUCACGAUCGCUCGGCUCAUCCACCAACAGCUCUGCAACGGACCGCGGGAACGUGGGGGACGGGACGUUCGUUUGGGCCGGUCUGGAAGGGACGGGCCGGGGGGCGUUUCGGCGGUGGGGGCGAAAAGAAAGGUUUUGGAGGGUGAGACCCUCGAAGUGGACGUGCCAAGUCCAGACAUGGCCACUCUCAAUGAGGAGGUGGAUCAGGCCUUUGCCCAGCUCCGCGCCGAUGAGGAGAGGCUGCGGAACUGCCUGCGGAUGCUCUCAUGGCUUCAGCUGCGGAAACUCGUGUCAGAGCCGCGAGAAGCGAAUGUGGAAGAGCAUAGCGUGAAGAUCAAGUAUGGCAAGGCUGACGCCUUGAGCUCGAUGCUGAAAGCAGCAGCGGCUACACGAGAAGCAGCUCGGACGACGCUGCGGCGGCUCGUCGCAGUCAGUGGUAUUGGCAUUGGGGGUGGCCCGGGCGGUGGAGAUGCCGGCGUGGAACUGCGCACCCUGCGCAAAACUCAGCUGUUGAAUCGCUGUGCUACCCAAGGCAUUGCCAAGCGAAUGCUGGAGCGCUUUCCAGUGGGCUCUGAGGCGAGCGAGGCCAUUCCAAGCUUGGAAUCGCUUCUGAGGGAGCUGGAUCGCUUGGAGCACCAGGAGGCCAAGGCGGCCGGCAAAGGACGUACAGGUCCAGCCGUGGUGCUUGGCUCGAAGCCUCAACUUCACAGGCCCCGCGACGAUGGGGCGCCGAGAACGGCAGCGCCGUCGUGGUCGCAGCGAGGGCGGCCGAAGCCCAGCGGUGGAGGGAGCAGCAGCCGCGCCAAAGAAGGCGGCGUCUUUGCCGGGCUCUUUCGAGAGGAAGCACUCCCGUGCGCACCGUGCGCGAACGCAGCCGCCCACCCAGCGGAGAACGCGAACGCAGCGGCACGUUCGACCUCAACAGCACGGGGUCCAAGGGGUCCACCCAACAGCGCUGCUGGUCAGCCGAGGAAGGCCGCCGAGGAAGCCGCUGCCCGGCCUGUGGCCGCCGUGAAGUUGGGGGAGCGCGCACGACUGGGAGGACUACACGGCUUCCUUUCAGAGCUGAACGGUCGACCAUGCGUGCUCGAGGGAAGUGACCCGGAGACGGGGCAGGGCUAUGUGCGACUGGUGGGUGGCUUCGUUGAGACCGUGCCCCUCGAGAACGUCCUGCCCGAGUGA